This is a messenger RNA of Microplitis mediator, 3635 nucleotides long. RefSeq names its product single-minded homolog 2. Gene Ontology annotation, molecular function: DNA-binding transcription factor activity, RNA polymerase II-specific; protein dimerization activity; RNA polymerase II transcription regulatory region sequence-specific DNA binding. Lineage: Eukaryota; Metazoa; Arthropoda; Insecta; Hymenoptera; Braconidae. Bases 574 to 2874 code for a protein of 766 amino acids. The record is from RefSeq and is a predicted model, not a curated record. The transcript has 8 exons. Gene Ontology annotation, biological process: regulation of transcription by RNA polymerase II.
UUCACACUCCAUAACCGUGACAGUAAGUUCCGUGUUUUAUACGGUUAGUUGCACACAAAUCUUGAAACCGAUGCAUUUUUUAUAUUGUGCGUCCAUCGUUUUUUUUUUUACAUUAAAAUAACUGUAGUACUUGUAACUUAUUCCACAUUCUCGACAAGUGCAUAAUGAUCUAAGAAUAAUUUUCGUACUUAAUGAACAACAAAAUGAUUGCUGUGUUAAGUAUAAAUAAAAUUACUAAGUGCAGUAGAAACGUUUGACUUUUUAUCACUCUUUAUUUGGAAACCAAAAAAAGCUCAGGAGACAAUUGAGUUAGAUAAGUUCAAGUGUUGACCAUGUUGUGAGUAACAAUCAAAAUAAACAAGAUAAGACCACUGUUACAUUGUCGAUUCUUUGAAUUUAAGUGACACUUAUGAGCAGCACUCAGAUGAACAUAAAAAAAAUAUAAAAAUCUAUUAUAAUAUAAAUGCUCAAAAUCAGAAUCGCAAAAGUAAUCAAAGCAGUAUCAAUUACAACAACGAAAACCAAAUUGAUUGUCACGAUUGUAGAGUAUUUCCUAAGUCUUUGGGUGGCAUAAUGAAAGAAAAAAGUAAGAAUGCGGCAAGAUCACGUCGAGAGAAAGAGAACACCGAAUUUCAAGAACUCGCUAAAUUGCUUCCACUUCCAGCUGCGACAACGUCACAGUUGGAUAAAGCGAGUGUAAUCAGAUUAACGACAAGUUACUUAAAGAUGAGAGCAGUUUUUCCAAACGGCUUAGGAAAUGAAUGGGGCGCUUCGACGACAAUAAAUGAUUCCCGUGAUGGAGUGAUCAAAGAAUUAGGUUCUUAUCUAUUGCAGACACUUGAUGGAUUUAUAUUUGUUGUGGCACCUGAUGGAAAAAUUAUGUAUAUUAGUGAGACGGCAAGUGUACAUUUAGGACUUUCACAAGUUGAAUUAACCGGAAACAGCAUUUUCGAGUAUAUUCACCCAGUUGAUCAUAAUGAGAUGCUUGAUGUCUUAAAUUCACCACUUCCAAUAUCAAACCGAUCAUUUUUAUCACCCAACGCUCAUGGUAAUAUUGAAAUAGAGCGAGCAUUCUUUAUAAGAAUGAAAUGUGUGCUAGCUAAAAGAAAUGCAGGACUCGUCACUUCAGGCUGGAAGGUUAUUCAUUGUUCUGGUUACCUCAAAGUACACAUUCGCGGACCACCUUAUGACGAGUGCCAAAUAAUAGGCCUUGUAGCAGUUGGAAAUUCUCUUCCACCGAGUGCAAUCACGGAAAUAAAGCUAUAUCAUAAUAUGUUUAUGUUUCGUGCAUCUUUAGAUCUCAAACUCAUAUUCCUUGAUGUAAGUGUUAAAGAACUCACUGGAUAUGAUCCUCAAGACCUAAUUGAAAAAACAUUAUAUCAUUACGUUCACGGUUGCGAUAUUUUGCAUUUACGAGAAUCACAUCAAAUAUUGCUGAUGAAAACACAAGUUACCACCAAAUACUAUCGAUUUUUAACUAAAUGUGGAGGAUGGGUUUGGAUGCAGUCGUAUGUGACAAUUGUAAAUAAUUCAAGAAGUUCUCGACCCCAGUGUAUCGUAUCAGUAAACUACGUUUUAUCGGAUAAAGAAGCAUCGCAUUUGAUUCUAAAUUCAGAUCAAAAAAUGAAUAAUGUUCCUGAAAAUCAACUGAACGUUCCGAAAUCUUCUAAUAAUUCUAUUUCUUGUGAAACGAAUGAACAUUGUAGUCCAAGUUCUUCCUAUUCAUCUCGAACAAAUGACCUUCAAGAUGACUACGUUGAUACAACUUAUUCGAUUUCUUCUGAUUACAUGCCUACAGCCCACAUUAAUCCUUCUCAGUAUCAAUUAUCUACUUAUACACCACCAAUAUUAUCAGUUGCUACCCCACCCAGUGUCAAUAUUCAUGAAGAUUCAUCGACUUACUGUCCACUAGAUCUUUUUUAUCAAUAUGUUGGAGUUACUCCUGAUUCAUUGUCGUCCACAUCUAUGCAGCAGCAACAUUUGUUACUUCAUGGUAACAAUGUUCAGCUUUCUCAACAAAAUAAAUCAGAGAUUCAGCAGAAAAAAUCAUCAUUUUCUUCUCUAUCGAAUUCGUGCGCUAGUUAUAAUAAUUCUGGAUCUCAUCCAUCAAACUCAACAACAAAUCAUUCUGCUAUAUCAUCGUAUUCAGUAAUUCAUCAUCAUCAACAACAAAGCACACCUCAUAAUCAACAUCAUCGACGGAAUCAACCCCAUUCUCAUCACCAGCAACAAGAACUAGAUUCUAAUCAGCAUUCUCAUCAUCGGCAACCACAAUCUUUACAUAACGAAUCUACAAGAAAUUAUGAAGAAACUGGAUGUGAUUCUUUUCAAAACUGUGCCUUUAGUAAUAGUCCCUUGUUUGUUAACGGAACGGUUCCAACUAUGAAUCAUGAAAAUUUUCCAUCUGUAACUACGAACCAUCAUAAUCACGAUUUGUCAAGUCCAAUUUACACAAGUGUUAUUGUCGACUCACAUCAAUACAGCCCUAAUAAUGGCCUCAAUGUAACAAGUAUAAAUGAACAUCAACGAAUAACUCAAACGAAAAGUAAAACUCCUCCAACGACAAACUUAUCUACUACGAUAAAAGCAUCACCUCCAACUCCAGUCAUUACCUCAACGGUAUCGACGUCACCAUCAGCAUCGGAGGCUGAAUCAAGAUCACCAGUACUGCCUGCUACAAUGAUAAAGUCACCAAAUUCUUCUACAAAUGUUGCCAAAAGUAAACAGCCAGUUGAAUUGAUUCAUAAAUCAUUUGACCCGGAAAAUAAAAAUAACUUCCCCAUUUUAGAUAAAUGUGAUGAAAAAACGAAUUAUGUACAUGAUCGAUCAAAUUUGACUAAAUAUUCAUUUAUAACAGGAUUUUCUAGAUCAUGAAAAUUUUAUAAUCAAUCUUAGAUGACACAAAACGCUCAUGCUGGUUUUGAGUACAAAUUUGCAAAUUAUUUAUGACUCUAUUUGUUUUUAUUAAAAUAUGGAAAGAUAUAGACCAUAUUGAAAAAUAUUUUAUAGACUGGUGUAUUUAAUGUAGAUGAUAGAUAAGAGAAAGCUUGUUUCUCAUCAAUAAAUUUAAAAAUUAUGUACUCUCACGUAUUAUAAAUUGAUAAACUAUACUGGACAAAAUAUUAAUGAGCGUUAUUCUUAUGAUUAUGUUAUGUCAGGAAUUGACAUAAAUUAAUGUUUUUGUGGGUGUUUGGCCCAAGCUGAAGCCUAUAGACCGGGAACCCCAGAGAUCUUUUAUUAAGGAGGAUAGGUUUAUUUUUUUUAUUAAUAAAACGUUGUUUAAAUUUCAAUUUUUAACUAUAUUAUUAACUCGAUUACAAAAAUGUUGAGGUUUAGAGAUUAUGCUUCUAAUUACAACGUUGGAAUUACCUCCUAAUUCAAAUAAAUUUCAAUUAUAACCCAAAGACAGGUGGCUAGUCAGCUGACUCUGAUUUACAACAAAAAUUAUGAAAAUAAAUUAUUAGGUGGCUAGUCAGCCGACUCUAAUUUGCAAGAUUCAAAAUUAUAUUUACUAUUUUAAUUUUAAAUUACAUAUGCUCGAAUUAUAAUUUUGUAAUCCUGAUAUAACUAACUGAACAUUUCAAACUUUCAUUUAACAUUUUACUUUUAAACUACACGUGUUCGAAUUUUUAUUU